This is a messenger RNA of Betta splendens (Siamese fighting fish), 1639 nucleotides long. RefSeq lists its product as uncharacterized. The record is from RefSeq and is a predicted model, not a curated record. Gene Ontology annotation, molecular function: protein binding. Bases 276 to 920 code for a protein of 214 amino acids. The transcript is spliced from 3 exons. NCBI's taxonomy places the organism in Eukaryota, Metazoa, Chordata, Actinopteri, Anabantiformes, Osphronemidae.
GGCGUGUGUGAGGAGGCGAGAGGGAAACCCAUGACUUCCGCGUUUUUCCUCCCUGUCUGAAACUAAGCACAGGGUUUUGCCUUUAUAAAGCGCGCCAGCGCCACAUUCACCUCGAGAUCCGCACUGAGCUGUCUGUCGCAAAGAGGACUGUACUGUGGAAGUAAGGCGACGGAGAAUCGGCACAGCCCCCAGUCUUCUCCUUGGACCUGCACGUUUUGUUUGAAUUCUCCGAAGCCUUCAAACUUUCUGGACGUCGCUCAGCUCCCGGUUUAACGAUGAAUACCCAGAACGCAGAGAUGGACGUGGAGUCGCUCCAGAAGCGCCGACGCGGAUGCUUUCUGGACGCUUUUCUCGUCGGCUCCGUCAUGUUCCUGUUUGCAGCAGUGACAACGCUGGCUGUUGUCGGAGUCAUGACCGUGAAGGACGUAGAGUCCAGACUGAAGCCCCCUUCGUGGACCAGCGAGUCCGGGCCGUUGAAGUUGACGGACGUCUCCUCAAGCGCGGUCUUCACGAAUUUUGCCUAUCUGGAAGCCACCACAAGUGGGUUGAAGAACGCUACCAUGCAGUGGGCUGUGCAGCAAACCUCUGUAGGACACAACUUCCAGUAUGACCGCACCAAUCACUGGAUGAUGCCAGUGCAAUCGGGGAACUACUUCAUGUAUGUUAAUCUCAACUUCACCUGCACUCAUAUCUGCCCGUCAGGUGACUUCACCAUACACGUUGGUGAAGGUGUUGUUGAUAAGUUGAGCUGCAAGGUGCACCUACCGAAGCUGCAAGACUCCACGGCAGUGAUCAAGAAAUGCUGGACAGUGAGCAGUGUCGCGUCUAAGCAGAAACUCAUAUCUCACAUGACUGUGCCUAAGGAGGGACUGGACAACUGGAGCCUGGAUAUGGGAUUGGGGAUGUUCCUCGUGGACUAAGCUGACGGCUGCUGUGCCGCUGCCGACAUCAGGAUGCACAUGUACCUGUGACCUGUAAGUCACGACGGAGGAACAACACAAGCUUGCGUCGCAGGUGCUGUCUUCAAAGCUUCAAAACUGCAGCCCAAGACAAGGAAGCACAGUAGGAUCCUACUAAGCUGCAGUAGUGACAAUGCGCUGAUCAUGUGUUAAGGAGCAGACACUCACCCCAUUUUGUGUAAAUAUGUAUGAAUAUAUGUAUAGUAAUGUAAUAAGUGAUAUAUUUAUUUUGUGAUGUUAAACUAUUUAUACUGCUAUUUAUAAAUGUUGUUGCUAUUUUUAUAGAAAUGUAUUUGGUGUAGGUAUCACUACCAGUUGCUGUGCAAUACCCUGCAAUUUUAAUCAGUCUCUGCUGGUUUCAUUGUACAAAUGUCUGGGAACAUAAAGUUGAUUGUACAAAAAAAAAGAUACGUUUGCUCCAAGACGACAACAAGCACCACAGGAACCCUAAUGUUAGCAACAUACUGUAGGUAGGAUAAGACUAUACACUUGAAAUAACCUUUGCAUGAAUAAGGUCCAAUAGAAACGCUCCAUGUGUCAUCGCAUUCUGAGCAGAAAGACUAAAUAUCUGUUUUCUAUGCUUUGAACUGAAACUUGGUUUUAAAAUACAUGUGUCCUGUUGAAAAACUACUCACUGUUAACAACAUUGUAUUCCAGAUUAAACACAAAAUGAAAGAGGA